UGUACGUGAAACAAAAAGCUCGGAAUCGAUCAAAGAAAAGCUUUCCUUUUUAUUAUUUCCUUCGUUCCGAAGUUUGAAAGAAGUUGAAACGAACGACUCCAAUUCCAAAAGAAUAAAUUUAAUCGAAUAACUCUUAUUUAAUUCCUAUUCUGUGGCCGUGUUUUUCCUGAAAUACGCGGAGAAUCUCAAUUAGGUUAUACGAAUUAGCUGUUUUCCGGUGGGAAGGGUUAGAUCCCGGUGAGAAAUCGAGUAUGAAGAUCACCGCGUUGUUGGUGUUGAGAGUCUUUCCGGACGGGUCUAAGGAGCCGGUGAUUUUGUCCAACGCAUCCGACGUUAGCCAAUUCGGGUAUUUCCAGAGAUCCACCGUUAAGGAAUUCAUCGUCUUCUUUGGUCGGACCUUCGCCGGUCGGACCCCGCCUGGCCAGCGUCAGUCCGUCCAGGAGCAAGAGUACAUGGUGCAUGCUUACAAUCGAAAUGGCUUGUGUGCGUUGGGAUAUAUGGAUGAUCACUAUCCAGUUCGAAGUGCAUUUUCCCUAUUAAAUCAGGUCUUAGAUGAGUACCAAAAAGUGUUUGGUGAUUCGUGGAAAUCUGCACAAGCUGAUAAUACUCAACCAUGGCCUUAUCUUACUGAGGCCCUUGCCAAGUUCCAGGACCCUGCUGAAGCUGACAAACUGUUGAGAAUUCAGAGGGAAUUGGAUGAGACCAAAAUCAUUCUUGUAAGCUUCCUGUUCGAACUUGAUAAUUCCUUUUUAGUAGAUGUCAUGUCUUGUGGUUUGAGGAUUUGGUUUGUAUGCCGAUAUGUACAAAGUUCAUUGGUUAGCUUGGAUAUCAUAUCAUUUCUUAUGUGCUUUGCCUGUUGAUCGACUGAUUUGGGAGUGAAGAAUUACUGUAGUCUUUUGGGUCUUCUAUGCUCUAGUGGGUAUUAGAUUUUACCCUUCUAUCUCUGGAGAUUUGUACCUGAUUCAUGUUUGCUCUGUUCUUUAUGGUAGUCUAUUGGAUCCUUAUUCAGUGGCAUCAUUCUUGGCGAUGGUUUCGAUACUUAUUGACAAUUAUCAUGCAUUACUAAACUUCAAAUAAUUUUCCUUGUUAUUGUCUGGCAUUUCAAAUUACUCAACAGUUGUCAAUUUCUUUCUGGCUCGUGUUUGGAACUUCAUCUGUGAAUGUCUCUAGGUGUUUGAUGAAUUACUGUAGUCUUUUGGGUCUUCUAUGCUCUAGUGGGUAUUAGAUUUUACCCUUCUAUCUCUGGAGAUUUGUACCCGAUUCAUGUUUGCUCUGUUCUUUAUGGUAGUCUAUUGGAUCCUUAUUCAGUGGCAUCAUUCUUGGCGAUGGUUUCGUUACUUAUUGAUAAUUAUCAUGCAUUACUAAACUUCAAAUAAUUUUCCUUGUUAUUGUCUGGCAUCUCAAAUUACUCAACAGUUGUCAAUUUCUUUCUGGCUCGUGUUUGGAACUUCAUCUGUGAAUGACUCUAGGUGUUUGAUGAAUUAAUGUAUAUUUAGGGAAUGUCUUCACUGGGUUCAAUGUGAAACAAGUAGACCAAUCAAGUUACUAAAAGUUCCCCCUCCUCCCUGCCUUGAGAUGUUGAGAUCUACCGAAGACAGUUGCAUUUCCAGUGUUAUAGGCUUGAUUAUUAAUAAAUACUAAUCAUGAAUCCACAUCUAUCUUAUAUCGUCAUACAAAGGUUGUUCACAUUCUCUUCUGGGUUGAAGGUGUUUAUUCUGGUUAUAUUGACUGAACUGUUUUCCUGAGCAUUUUUGUGAAUGGUUUGCAGACUUAAUCCUUUUGGUUCCUUUUUUUUCAACCUCACUCUACCCUUUGGUAUCUCAUAUCUUUCCUUCCUUUGAUGCAGCACAAGACCAUUGACAGUGUUCUUGCCCGAGGUGAGAAGCUGGACAGUUUGGUUGAGAAGAGUUCAGAUCUUAGUACAGCUUCACAGGUAAGUUAUGCAUUGAUGAACUUCCCAUUGGCGAAAUUAGUUAGCUAGUCUGAAUGGAAUGGUUUUUGUUGUUAUGAACUUAUGAAUUAUGUUUCAUAAUGCUUUUAAGUUGUUUCAAGUUUUGGUUCUGAUAACUUUUUUUCUUCUGGAUAGAUGGAACUGACAAAAACUUGAAAAACAUAUCUUUACAUGUGUCCGAAUUUGUGUAAUAGUCCCUUGGAAAUCUUGCAUCUAUUGCUUUUGAAUGUGGCCUCAAUCUGGAUAAGUUUUUGUUGAGGUGUUUUUCGAAAGAAGGCCAAUGGUUUUAGGUGAGGGAAGGGUUGGAGGAAUAGGUGCUACUUUUAUGCGAAGCUUGUGUUUGAUGUGAAUGAAUAAAUAAGGGGGGUAGGGAAUGCUGCAAUUUGUUUGAGAUUCAAAGCAACCUUUUGAGUAGAUGAAUAAUGCAGUAUUUCCGUGCCAUUAUCUUUUCUUGUUCUAACGUAGUUAAAUUGGUCGUUAGUUGAUCCUUACUUCUCUGAUCAUUGCUAGAGAUUUCAGCAUCUUUUUUAUAUUUCGCCUCCUGGAACAUUAGCUUACUCUUGGAUUGUUGCAACAGAUGUUUUACAAGCAGGCAAAGAAAACCAAUCAAUGUUGUACCAUACUGUAAAUUUUCUGGUGCAAAUUGGAGCUGUUGAUCUGUGGAUUUGAUGGGUACCUGAUGUCUAUGGAUCUACUAGAAUACAAUAUUUGGAACUUCGUUUAUCGGAUUUUGAAUUUCAUUUGUUGAAUUGGAUAACUUAAGAGACCUAUGGCAGGUGUCUUCUUUUGUAAUUGUGACAACUGUGUAUUAUGUUUGAUCUAUUUGAAUGUUCACAGCCGCGUUAAUUCUGUUGUUUGAUGUACAUAAUUAACUAUUUGUCCUAAUGAUAUUGGUCGUCUUAAAAUCUGCGGGUGUGAAAUGAAGUUUUCUUAUUUCUGGUGAUGGUAAACACUUGUUUAUUUUUUUGGUUAAUAAGAUGGUACAAUUCUAU
Oldenlandia corymbosa var. corymbosa is the source of this 2943-nucleotide messenger RNA. Lineage: Eukaryota; Viridiplantae; Streptophyta; Magnoliopsida; Gentianales; Rubiaceae. The record is from the annotation of a GenBank genome assembly.